This is a messenger RNA of Linum trigynum, 3645 nucleotides long. Lineage: Eukaryota; Viridiplantae; Streptophyta; Magnoliopsida; Malpighiales; Linaceae. The record is from the annotation of a GenBank genome assembly.
GAAAUCUCACAUGGAGGUCGAAAAACCAAGACAUGAAACUAGCAUCUUGGGGGUGGAAGACAGUGGAGGCCCGAGAUGUCCCAAGUGGUCAAAGCGUGUUGGCAAUAGAAGUGACAAUGCAUCACUGAUUUUGUCGGUGCAUAACAAAUAAGACACUUCGGGUUGUAAGAUCAUUUUACACGAGAACAAACGCUCUGUUUAGAGAAUUGCUUUCUUCGAACACUUCCAAAGAAAGAAGCCAAUUUGGGAGUGAGGUAGAGAGCUAAUCUCCAUGAGGCCAUAACAAUGUCUAGUCAUUUCGAUAUGGUUUAUUGUUCUCUUGUGGUGAAAGAACCGAACAGCUGACCUUAUUAACCCAGCCCAAACCCAAACCCAAACCCAUGCCCAAGCCCACUAUUAGCCCGAAAGUGACUCUAGCUAAAGUGCACCGUUUGGUAUUCCUAAAUCCUUACAAUGACAACAGAUUCUCCAUCACAGGAAAGAAACGGUUCCGAACCGGAUUCGGGUUGCUUGGCGCCCAAGGAAAUCCACCGGGCUUUCAUUAAAGCUUCUUCUUUCUCCUUUUUCAUUCCUGCAAUUCAUCCCCUUCUUAGGUUUUCUUCACCUCUUUCGUUGUUUAAUUCGCAAUUCGCAGUCAUGCCGAACGAGCCUUCUGUGAAAACCCUCGUCUCCGAGAAAUUGAUGUCCUUCUUGCGAUUCUCUCACCCUCUGGUGGUCCAGUACACCGCCGCGAUCUCCCAAAACGCGAAUUCUCCUGAAGAGAUUGUCGACAAGCUGCUCGAAUAUGGGGUCGACGGAGGCGAUGCCAUUCGCUCGCUUGCCGCCGAUCUCUUUCUCAGCGUUUCUCGUAAGGCCGCUGCGCAGGGAUCAAAUUCGCGUCGCGAUGAGGUGAAGAAAAAUGAAAUUUUGGCCAGGAAGCAGAGGCAGUACCGCUUAAUCGUGGCGGAGAGCGAUGAAGAUAAAGAUCACGAUUCCGGCACCGGCGUAGCUUAUUCCUCGAACUUUGCAACCGGUGUCGUCGUCGGCGAAGAUAAUAAUAAGAAGAAGAGAAUGGCGACGGAUGAUAGAGAAGUUAUUAGGGCUUUGAGGAAGAAGUCCCGUCAGGAGUAUUUGAAGAAAAGGGAGAAGGAGAAGCUUCAGCAGCUGGACGAUUGGAUUGUCGAGGGCUUGGAAUUGAGUGAAGUGGAGAGGUUAAUGUACAAACACAACAAAGAAAUUCUCGAGGCCAACAAGAAGUUCUCUGAAUACGUCGGCGGUAGUGACGGCGGGGAGUAUCGGUUUCCGGAAGCCUACGAUGGCGACGGUCUAAUUGAUCAACGGAGGAGAUUUGGCGCCGCGUCCAAGCGCGACACUGGAGGAUUCGAGAAAUUAGAGUCGUGGGAAGAUCAUCAGUUACAGAAAGCUACGGUGAAAUUCGGGUCGAAGAACAGAAAAAGGGAAGCCGAUGAUUAUCAGCUUCUAUUCGAUGAUAGCCUGUAUAAGCUUGAAGGUCAGCUACUACCAGGUAAGUCUCUAGACGAUGAGAUUACACAGAAACUCGAUUAUGUUUCGAAGAAGCACAUUGGAGAUGGCCGAAAAAGCCUCCCCAUAUACCAAUUCAAGGACAAAUUGCUUCAGAUGAUUCGCGAUAAUCAGGUUUUAGUGAUAGUUGGGGAGACUGGUUCAGGCAAAACAACUCAGGUCCCUCAGUAUCUCCACGAGGCAGGCUACACGAAGCAGGGCAAAAUCAUCUGCACCCAGCCGAGACGGGUGGCAGCCAUGAGCGUGGCAGCUAGAGUUGCGGUCGAAAUGGGGGUGAAGCUCGGGCAUGAAGUCGGGUUCAAGAUCAGGUUCGAGGAUUGCACUUCGGAGAAGACGGUUGUCGAGUACAUGACUGAUGGAAUGCUCCUGAGGGAGUUCAGCUCUCAACCGGAUUUGAAGAACUGCAGUGUGAUCAUGGUGGAUGAAGCACACGAGAGGACCGUCUCCACCGACAUAAUCUUCAGCUUGGUGAAGGAUUUGGCGAGGCAGAGAAGCGAUUUGAAGCUGCUGAUCAGCAGUGCAACUCUGGAUGCCGAGAAGUUCUCCGAUUACUUCGACUGUGCACCCAUUUUGGAGAUUCCAGGAAGGCAGUACCCUGUGGAUAUCUUGUACAAGCAACCUGUGGACGAGAUUUUGGAAGAAGCAGUUGCUGCUACGCUUCACAUCCAUGUCACACAGCAACCAGGCGACAUUUUGGUGUUCCUUACUGGACAAGAAGAUAUCGAGACUGUGGAAGAAAUGUUGAGAGAGAAGGUGAAGCAUUAUGGAAGCAAGAUGGGAGAGCUUAUCAUCCAUCCAUUGUUUGCCAACCUGCCUACUGAGCUCCAAGCAAGGAUCUUUGAUCCGAUCCCUGAGAAAGCUCGAAAGGUGAUCUUGGCAACGAAUAUAGCCGAAACUUCCCUCACAAUUGAAGGGAUAAGGUACGUUAUAGAUUCUGGUCUUUGUAAGUUGAGUUCGUAUAGUCCCCGCACUGAUAUGGGGUCGCUGCAGGUGACGGAUAUUUCAAAAGCAUCAGCUAUGCAACGAGCUGGGCGUGCUGGUCGAACUGGGCCUGGGAAAUGCAUUAGGCUGUAUGCUCCUGAUCAUUUCCAGAAUCAGAUGGAGGACAAUUGUGUUCCUGAGAUACAGAGGUCCGACAUUGUCAGCGUGGUGCUGACAUUGAAGGCACUUGGGAUUAACGAUUUCAAGAAUUUUGAUUUCAUGGAUCCUCCAUCAGAUGAGAGCAUGAUCAAGGCUCUUGAGCUACUUUACGCCCUUGGUGCUCUAAACAGCAAAGGUGAUCUCACUAGGAUUGGCAAGUUGAUGGCAGAGUUUCCACUCGAUCCAAAGCUUUCGAGGAUGCUGAUUGCUGCUGAGAAGUAUGGUUGUGCGGAAGAGGUUAUGACGAUUGCUGCCAUGCUUUCUGUCGAUAAUGCGAUUUUCUACAGUCCCAAGAAUCUGCAGGCAAUGGCUGAGAAUGCGAAGAAGAGGUUCGAGGAUGGUGACGUUGGAGAUCAUAUUGCUCUUCUUAGGGUGUAUAAUUCGUGGAAGGAGACAGACUUUUCAAGUGGGUGGUGCCGUGAGAAUUUCAUCCAGGCGAGGAGCAUGAAACGUGCAAGAGACGUUAGAGAUCAGUUGAUGAACCUCAUGGAGAAGGCAGGUAUCGAGUUGAACUCGAAUCCGAAUGACUUGGACGCGAUAAAGAAGGCGAUCAUGUCUGGUUUUUUCCCUCACAUAGGGAUUCUCCAAGGUUCUGGGAGUUACAGGAUUCUGAAAGGUUUACAGAAUGUGCAGAUUCAUCCCAAGUCCGGAAUGGCGAGAGUGCAGCCGAAUCCAAGGUGGGUUGUGUUUCAUGAGCUCGUGCUAACUCGGAAGGAGUAUAUGCGGCACGUUUCUGAAGUGAAGCCCAAGUGGUUGCUGGAGAUUGCUCCACAUUACUAUGAGAGGAAGGAAUUGGAGAAGUUUUUCCCUCGGCUGCUCUAAAGUGAAGUUGGUACCAAAAGUGGUUUGAAUUCGUCGGUUGUUUGACUUCCGUUUGCCAUUUUAUGUUUUCCCAUUGGUUUUGAAGCAUAUACAGUAUGACGAUGUUUAUGACUAUUUUUCAUUCCGCUGCAGCUUUCAGACAUGCUUGACAAGGUUUAUGAU